This is a messenger RNA of Paraglomus brasilianum, 3117 nucleotides long. Lineage: Eukaryota; Fungi; Glomeromycota; Glomeromycetes; Paraglomerales; Paraglomeraceae. The record is from the annotation of a GenBank genome assembly.
AUGAGUGAAACGUCAGGCUGGAACUCGUUUUUCCACAAAAACACCUCGUAUGACACUUCCACACCCAGAUCUCCCUCUGCACAAUCGCAGAGACUAUCUUUUUUUCCGUAUAGAGAAGACGACGAUGAUCGCACAAGCCAAAUACCCUUGGAAAUGAAAUUAGAACAAGGCAAAACGAGAAGGGACAGUAGCGACCCGAAUAUACCCCAAAAUCCUUCAUUCUGGAUGGCACCCGAGAAUUCUGCAUAUUCUCCAAGUGCCCCACCUCCUUCUCAGUUGCAGGAUGAGCGAACUGAACAUUCCCCUUUCGAUGCGAGGGAGCGUCAACCCAAGCCAGAAAGCGACGAAGCAUAUGUCAAUCAGUUUUAUCGGGACGACGCUAAUGAGCGGUAUAGACAGUCUGUCAACCGGACUUACCAAGACUUUAAUCAGCCGUAUAGACCGCCUGAGAAUUCUACUUAUUAUGGUGGAGACCCUGACCCUGAUAAUAGGAAUAGUACGCAGGAACGUCCUGGGAAAGACUCAAUACCUAAAGCAUUAAGGGAUCCAAAAAUUUUGAAGCAACUACAUGACAGGAGGCCCUGGAAACCUUGGUUCAUAGUAACCGUAUCUAUCGCACAGGUCAUCGUGUUAAUAUUCGAAUACGUUAGUAAUAAGAAUAUCACUGGGGACAUUAUUGCAACAAGUCCAGUAUUUAAUCCUAUGAUUGGUCCAUCUUCUGAGGUACUCAUAUUAAUGGGAGCCCGCUUUGUGCCAUGCAUGCGUACUGUUCCUCAACUGACAAACAUGCCGUUUAUCUGUCCUAAUGAGACGACAAAGGUUUCGCCAGUACUAACAUGUAAACUGGAGGAUGUGUGUGGGUUUGGAGGAUUUCACAAUCAACCCCCCGAUCAGUGGUUUCGGUUUGUCAUUCCAAUCUUUCUUCAUGGUGGGAUUAUUCAUAUAUUAUUCAAUAUGUGUUUCCAAUUACAAACUGGAAUUCAAGUGGAAAAGGAAAUGGGAUUCUGGAGGCUUGGGAUUGUUUAUAUGGCGAGCGGAAUAUUUGGCUUUGUUCUUGGAGGGAACUUUGCUCCAGUAGCUGUUCCUUCAAUGGGCGCAUCUGGGGCGUUGUUUGGAAUAGUCGGUAUACUUGUUAUCGAUUUGCUCCAAAAUUGGCGCAUCAUCACCAGACCAUGUUGUGAAUUAACGAAACUACUUGCUAUGAUUUGUUUUACCUUCCUUCUCGGUCUUCUUCCUGGCCUUGAUAAUUUCUCACAUAUUGGUGGAUUCAUCAUGGGCAUAUUAACGGGACUCGUUUUUAUGCCAACUAUCAAAUUCUCUAAACUCCACUCAAGAAUUACAUGGGGGUUGAGGCUUGUUGCUUUUCCUAUUGCGCUUAUAUUGUUUAUAACGCUGACAAAGAACUUCUACACUACUAAUCCAAGCUCAAAUAAACAAGACGCUGCGAGGAUUACCAUAGCUUCCCCAAUUACUUUGGUGAGAAGUUAUAGUUCAACUUCGUUCGGCGAAAUUGUGGAUAGUGAUAAAUCAAAAGAUCCCUUUAGUUCACACGUGAAUCUAGCUAAAAGUUCAGACAUUGUCGAUGAUUUCCAUGACAGUGAUGCUAUAAUAUCUACUUUUGAUUUAUUUUCCAUUGGAAUAGGUCCAUCCUCAAGUCAUACGGUUGGGCCGAUGCGAGCAGCCAAGACGUUUGUUAAUGAUCUAAAAGCUUACAACAUUCUUUAUAGAGUUCAUUCCAUCCGUAUUGAUCUAUAUGGAUCGCUUGCGCUUACUGGUAAAGGCCACGGCACUCCUAAUGCUAUUUUAAUGGGAAUGGAGGGAGAAACACCCGAAGAGAUCGAGACGACUAGUAUAUUAGCUCGAGUCACCAAUAUACACGAAACAGAGACGCUCAAACUUGAUGGAUCACAUACGAUAAAUUUUGAUCCCACUCGUAGUCUGGUUUUCAAUUACACUGAAUCACUCCCUAAACAUCCCAAUGGAAUGCGAUUCUGUGUAUUCGAUGGACAAGGAGAUCUGUUAGCAACAAAUGAAUAUUUCUCGAUUGGAGGUGGAUUUGUAAUAAAUGAGAGAACUCAAAUCCAACAUGACGAGAACCUGUACCAUAAAGAAUGCGAGGAAGCAUUCAUGCCUCAAUUACGAAACAGUCAAGAUUUAGCAGCACUUCCAUUUCGCAAUGCAGGUGAACUGCUUAGUGUCUGCGAGCGAGAGAAUAUGACUAUAGCACAAGUAGUGUAUGAGAACGAACUCCGAUGGAGAGGAAAAGAAGAAAUACACAAAAAGAUAUUUGAAAUAUGGGAGACAAUGGAUCAGAGUAUUCGCAAUGGAUGCGUGGCUGAGGACACGUUUUUACCUGGGAGAUUGAACGUCCGUCGGCGAGCUCCUGCAUUAUAUAAAAAUUUGACAAAGCGUAUAUAUACAACGUCGCAAGUAAAAGAAGCUUUGUUGGUUGAAAACAAGACAAAAAGUCAAGAACUGUAUCGCACCCUUCCACGGCCAACAUUGAAGAAUAAAGCCUUGCCCGCUUUGGAUUAUUUGUCCGUAUAUGCGAUAGCUGUAAAUGAGGAAAAUGCUGCUGGCGGAAGAGUGGUUACUGCUCCCACGAAUGGAGCGGCAGGCGUUAUUCCUGCAGUGUUGAGAUAUUAUCUGGAAUUUUUUUCUACCGAUCUUAAACACGAUAUUAUAGAAUUUUUAUUUACCGGCGCUGCUAUUGGAAUGCUAUUCAAAAAAGGAGCGAGUAUCAGUGCCGCAGAGAUGGGAUGUCAAGGAGAAGUUGGUGUCGCUUGUAGUAUGAGCGCAGCAGGGUUUGCAGCCGUAAUGGGUGGGACGCCUGAACAAGGCAAGUUCGAAAACGCUGCAGAGAUAGGCAUGGAACACAAUCUAGGAUUGACUUGUGAUCCCAUAGAUGGUCUCGUUCAGAUACCCUGCAUAGAGCGCAAUGCUUUAGGAGCUGUAAAAGCCGUUACUGCCGCACAGCUGGCAUUGAAUGAGACUGGAAAACAUAAAGUGACUCUGGAUCAGGUAAUAGAGACCAUGAGACAGACGGGUUUAGAUAUGCAGAGCAAAUAUAAAGAGACCAGUCAAGGAGGAUUGGCCGUUAAUGUGCCUCUUUGUUAA